Darwinula stevensoni is the source of this 1722-nucleotide messenger RNA. NCBI's taxonomy places the organism in Eukaryota, Metazoa, Arthropoda, Ostracoda, Podocopida, Darwinulidae. The record is from the annotation of a GenBank genome assembly.
GGACUGUUUGUUGCAGUCGGGAUACUAUCGGCAGGGCUUUUCAAUAGCUGUAAGCCACCGAAAGUAGAUUCAGCAAUGGCAGGAGACGCUGCCAAAAAAGUAUAUGUAGCUCCUGGCAAGAAGGAUGAAUUGUAUUUAUUCACUUCAGGUGGUUUCAGUGGUCAAGUUGGGGUCUAUGGAUUGCCUUCCGGCAGAAUGUUGAAAAACGUACCUGUAUUUUCACAAGAUGCAGAAACUGGUUAUGGCUAUAGCGAAGAAACAAAACCCAUGCUGAUGACUUCACAUGGUUUCACGCCUUGGGACGACAGUCACCACCCGCAAUUAUCGCGCACUGAUGGGCAGGAUGAUGGUCGCUGGUUAUUCAUUAAUGCCAACAAUACGCCACGUAUCGCAAGAAUGGAUUUAGGUGUUUUCAAAACAACUGAAAUUAUUGAAUUACCUAACUGCGGAGGAAAUCACGCAUCACCUUUCACCACCCAAAAUACUGAUUGCUACAACAGUGAAAAAGCACACACGCUUUUAGAAGUAAAUGCUUCGCAACGCGACAAAGACUUCAUUAUGGCAGUGAAUUGGAAAAAAGCAGAAGAAUAUCUAUCUCAAGGAAAAGGCAUGAAAUGGGCAGCUAACUAUGCGCAUAACGUAAUGGAUGAAAAAACACAUACUGCUACUUCAACUAUGGAAAAAGAAGUAACCGUUUUAGAUGUGAAAGAUUUACCGGGUGUUUGUUAUUUUAUUCCUUGUCCGAAAUCUCCACAUGGUUGCGAUGUUGACCCAACAGGUGAAUAUAUUUGUGCUUCAGGAAAAUUAGCCGCUGUAAUUCCUGUAUACUCAUUCAGCAAAAUGAUUAAGGCUAUUGAUGCGAAAACAUUUGAUGGCGAUUAUGAUGGUAUUCCGGUAAUUAAGUAUGAAGCCGCUUUAGAUGGUGAAGUUGAAAAACCGGGCUUAGGUCCAUUACACACUGAAUUCGAUAACGAAGGCAAUGCAUACACAUCGUUCUUUGUUUCUUCAGAAAUUGUAAAAUGGAAUGUAAAAAGCAAACAAGUCUUGGAUAGAGUUCCAACAUAUUACUCUAUUGGUCACUUGUGUGUGCCAAUGGGUGAUAACAUCAAACCGUAUGGCAAAUAUGUAAUUGCAUUAAACAAAAUUACGAAAGAUCGCUACUUACCUACAGGACCGGAGUUAACUCAAUCGGCUCAACUCUAUUCAAUUGAUGGUCCUAAAAUGCAAUUGUUACUUGACUUCCCUACCAUUGGCGAACCGCACUAUGCACAAGCUAUUCCGGCCGAGUUGGUAACACGUCAUGAGGUUAAGUUCUUUAAACUGGAUAGUAACAACCACAAAUACGCUGCUAAAAACGAGAAAGAAGCAAAAGUGGUUCGCAACGGAAACGAUGUACACGUGUACAUGACAGCCAUUCGUUCACACUUUAUGCCUGAUAAUAUUGAAGGGGUAAAAGUUGGAGAUGUGGUAUACUUCCACGUUACCAACCUUGAACAAGAUUGGGAUGUACCGCACGGAUUUGCCGUAAAAGGAGCGCUUAACUCCGAAUUAUUGGUACUUCCAGGUGAAACAUCCACGAUUAAAUGGGUUCCCGAUCAUGCUGGGGUUUAUCCAAUGUAUUGCACCGAUUUCUGUUCAGCUCUACACCAAGAAAUGCAGGGUUAUGUGCGGGUUUCGCCUGCCGGCACAAAUACUGCGAUAAAAUUCUCUACAGGCGACUAG